AUGCAGAACAAGUCCUUCAUCGUCCUUGCGGCCAUCACGGCCCUGUUCUUCACUGAAUCCGUCGUAGCUCGGCCUAUGUGGAUCAUGAGCAGGGGUCGUCUCGUGUCAGUCCGUCGCCAGAGCAGUAAUAUUGGUGACUUCGGGUCAUGCUCCGUACCCCAGAUCGAGUUCGGCGUCGGCUUUGAUAACCGUAAAGAAACCAGCUUCGAGCCAGUCGACGAGACCUCCUUCGCCCACACCUCCGCACAAAAUAUUGAUAUAAUCACUCAAUUCAUCUGUGACACCUUAACGAACUCUUGCGGUGCCGACCAGACCGCGAAGGACACAUGUGCUACCGCAACCGCUGCUUCGAAGGCUCAGACUGCGAAGACGGGCGCCCAGGCUGAUGCAUUCAACGCUGCGUUUGGCAUCUCCACGAACUUUGCUUCGAUCCAACCUAUCGAUGAUCAGGGCAACGCUGUCGGGGCCGCCGCAGCUGGUACCGCCAGCGCCUCGGGUUCCGCCGCAGCGCCUUCCGCCCCUGCCGCCGUUUCUUCCAGUAACAAUGGAUCUUCAUCCGGCGCAGCGGCGGCAUCUGGCGGGAUUGGCGACUUUGGGUCAUGCUCGGUUCCCCAAAUCGAGUUUGGUGCGGGCCUUGAGGGCCGUAAAGAGACCAGCUUCGAGCCCGUCGAUCAGACGUCCUUCAAUCACGGAUCGGCGCAGAAUAUCGACAUCAUCACUCAGUUCAUCUGCGAUACCUUGACAAAUUCGUGUGGUGCUGACCAGACGGCGAAAAGCACUUGCGCUACUGCAAUUACUGCUUCAAAAGCGCAGACCGUCAAAACUGGCGCUCAGGCAGAUGCUUUCAAUGCUGCGUUCGGCAUCACCACGGACUUCGCUGCUGUUCAGGCCCUGAAUGACCAAGGACAAGCGAUCUAA
Messenger RNA from Heterobasidion irregulare TC 32-1, 918 nucleotides. RefSeq lists its product as uncharacterized. The transcript is spliced from 6 exons. NCBI's taxonomy places the organism in Eukaryota, Fungi, Basidiomycota, Agaricomycetes, Russulales, Bondarzewiaceae. The record is from RefSeq and is a predicted model, not a curated record. Bases 1 to 918 code for a protein of 305 amino acids.